This is a messenger RNA of Glarea lozoyensis ATCC 20868, 1083 nucleotides long. RefSeq lists its product as uncharacterized. The transcript has 2 exons. The record is from RefSeq and is a predicted model, not a curated record. Lineage: Eukaryota; Fungi; Ascomycota; Leotiomycetes; Helotiales; Helotiaceae. Bases 1 to 1083 code for a protein of 360 amino acids.
AUGGCUACCACAGAGUUCGGUCCUGAAGAUGCCGAAGACCUUCUCGAGAAGAUACUCAAACUCGAUGAGGGUUUGGCACGCAACCGCUGGGGAUCCCCCCAAAAUAUGGCUAGAAGCAUUCUGAUGAGCAAUGUCACGCUCCAAUUCCUCUUCCACCCAAACGUCUUCAGCAAUCCGGAAACAGAGGCAGCUCGUAUUGUCCAACUGUUACUGUCCGCCGCUACUGCCACGGAUAGAAAGGAAGCUUUCAAGCAAACUUUCCCAAUAUAUGCUUCCGAGAACAGAAACAUUGGAAAGGUUCAUCCCCCUCUCCCGGAGAUACCCGCGAUUCUCGAUCAAUUCUGGGAUGGAGCGAUGAAUGAGUAUGAUAAGAUAUUCAAGAUUUCACACCAAGCAGGGAGAAAGACUAGAGAUGGGAAAGAGCCAAAAAGGCUGAAAGAUAUGGUCCAACUUGUCAUUGCAGACGAGAGAAGAAAGAAGGCUGAAGCUAUCGCGAAGGAGACACAAGAAGCUGAAAUCAGUGGCACUCAUUCGAAAAAAGCCGAGGGUAAAGCCAAACUUCCUUGCAUGAAGACGGACGACAAGAAGAUCAUCACUGCUUCAACAACAAAGCGAUCCGCUACCUGGGGUGCCUUUGUUAACAGGCUGCAAGGUAAACGUCCAACCAAACGCAGUCCACCCAAUGUCGACGGCGUCGAAAGCAGUGAUACAACAAGAGUCAACAGCCUCGCUUCUAUUGAAAAUCAAUCCACGGAUCUGGGUGGGUUUUCAAAUGCAACAACGAGAGUCAAUAGUGUGGUUUCUGAUUCAUCGACUACCCAACCUUCGAAAGCCAUCGUAGUUGAAACAUACAUCACUGAUCUGGAUGGCGCUUGCGACGACCCAGAUGUAUUUUACGAGGCGGAGGAAGGCCCGAAAGAUCCACUUGACGAACAACUCGAGAUUUCCAGAAUACCCUUACGAGUCUCGCAACAACAAUCGGAGGAUGGAGGUAUUUGCGAAGCGCUUCGAAGAAUGCGUUUUGCUAAGGACGGUUCUCUUGAAGCAUUUAUUUCUGUCGAUGAGCCUCAGGAACAAAAUUGA